AUGGCACCCGAACUUCCUAAGACAUUCAAGCGAGCAGUUUUCAAGGAGCAAGGUGCUCCACUAACCAUUGAAGAGGUGGAGCUGCGCAUGCCCGAGAGAGGCGAAGUAUUGGUCAAGGUCGAGGCAUGCGGCGUCUGUCACUCGGACAGCAUGGCGCAAAUGAAUAUUUUUGGGGGCGGGUUUCCAUUGGUUCCUGGUCAUGAAAUUAUUGGACAUGUAGCAGCUGUGGCUGAUGGUGAGACGGCGUGGAAGGUGGGUGAUAGAAUAGGAGGCCCUUGGCAUGGUGGACAUGAUGGUACCUGCAAGGCAUGCAAGACAGGUUUCUUCCAGAUGUGCGACAAUGAAAAAAUCAACGGCAUUACGAGGAACGGAGGCUACGCCCAAUACUGCACCCUCCGCUCGGAAGCCGGCGUAUCAAUCCCCUCACAUCUCGAUGCCGCCGAAUACGCCCCUAUCCUCUGCGCUGGCGUGACGGUUUUCAACUCCAUGCGGCGAAUGCAGAUCUCACCCGGCUCCCUCGUCGCAGUCCAAGGGCUCGGCGGUCUUGGUCACCUUGCUCUUCAGUUUGCAAACAAAUUUGGGUUCCGAGUGGCUGCUCUGUCUCGUAACGCGGACAAAGAGAAGUUCGCAAGGGAUCUAGGUGCACAUGAGUACAUUGACGGUAGCAAGGGCGACCAGGGAGAGGCAUUGCAGAAGCUAGGCGGAGCGUCGCUAAUCGUUGUCACGGCGCCGGAUGCAAAGGUCAUCUCCCCCCUGAUGAAGGGUCUUGGUAUUAUGGGGAAGUUGUUGAUACUAGCAGCUGCUGGUGAAGUCCCUGUUGAUACUGGUGCGAUGAUCCAUUAUGGACUCUCUGUGCAUUCCUGGCCCAGUGGACAUUCUCUCGACUCAGAGGAGGCAAUCGCUUUUACUGAGCUUGAGAACAUUAAAUGCAUGGUGGAGAAGUUCCAACUGGAGAAAUGCAACGAUGCAAUGGAUGCGAUGAUGAAGGGAACUGUCAAGGUAGAAGAAGCUGCAGAGCUGUGCCGCCGAAUUGGAGAGUGGUUUGCAGAGCUUGAAGUGCCAGGUCGCUCAUCCGCUGGUUGGCUUGAAGACAUCCAACCCGAUUCCUGGGUUGGCCAUGUAUUUUGUAUUUGGAAACGCGAGCCUGGUGUCGUUGUAGGCAUAGAGCUGGGACCUGUCGUUACUGAUGAGGGCUGUAGUGGUCCUAUCUGUGGAGUCGAAGAUCCGAGAUUGAACUUGGUGAUAGUCGAACUUUUGGGUGUCGUUGCGCUCUCAGGAAGCAAUGUCCAAGACUGCUCGAGCUCUUUAGGUAAGUUGGAGGCUACUGGGAGCUUAAAAGAAAUCCUUGCACCAGGCCCGAUGGGCCCUAAAUCUUCCCACUCCAAAUUCCAAGCCGUAGCAAGCAUGAUGUUUACCGUUGCAGGCAUGCCUGAAGAGUCUCAGGCAUUGUUGAAGAAGGUCUUUGACGUCUUCGAUCGAACUUUUGUCAUGAUUCCGCUCCUCCUGAGCGGGCUCCGCUCUCAGUCCCGCCCUUCCGAAGAUCAAUAUAAUGACACCAACGGCUGUUGA
Messenger RNA from Endocarpon pusillum Z07020, 1569 nucleotides. RefSeq lists its product as uncharacterized. The transcript is spliced from 9 exons. The record is from RefSeq and is a predicted model, not a curated record. Lineage: Eukaryota; Fungi; Ascomycota; Eurotiomycetes; Verrucariales; Verrucariaceae. Bases 1 to 1569 code for a protein of 522 amino acids.